AGAAAACUUUGUUGCUAGGAAACCGUAAACCUCAGCGCUCUGUCAGUAACCUAAGUAUACAUCGACUUUAAACACUUUUAUACAGCAAAAAAGCGAAGGUACAUGAAAAAUAUUUCAGACCGGAAUAUCUGAUACGAGCCUGCCAAGCGAGCCUGCCAUGGCAGGUGCACCCCCGGGAGGCUCCCUGUCGAGUUGCACUGGACAAAGCUGGGAAACCGAGUCCAGAGAGCAUCAGCCUAUGGCCCCUAAAGCACAGAGCUCCACCAUCUAUCCAAGACCUCCAAUAAAUGUGCCGGACCCACUGGCUGUUUUAAAGAGACAAGUAUUACGGAAAGAACCCAGUCUCAACCACUUAAAAACUCGUGAGCGGCUGUAUUUUCCUGGCUGGUACACUCAGUCGCCUCCAUCUCACCACAAAGAGCAGCUAAGCUCACUUCUUCACCAGUUGCCUUCCAGCUUACCGCGUAUGCAAUCCACAACUAAGUUGUCCCAGGAUGUGGCAUCAACAACUAGUCUACCCAGAGGGCCAGUUUCAGUUAAGAGUGGUGGACACUUGGACAAAUUUGAAGUACAUGAGUACAAGCAUCAGCCCACUGCCCCUGAAGUACAGAGCUCCACCAUAUCACCAAAACCUCCAGUCUGUGUGCGGGACCCACAGGCUGGACUCAAGAGACAACCCAGUGUCGACCACUUAAAAACCCAUGAGAAGGUUCAGUCGCCUCCAUCUCAGCACACAGAGCAGCUACACAGGCAUUGUCAAAAGUUGCCUGUCAGAUUACCGCCUCUGCGAUCUGCGACCAAGCCAUUCAGGAAUGUGGUGAAGACACAUGGCCUCCCCAAACAACCAUUUUCCCUUGAGAGUGGGGAAGAGGAGCACAAGUACCACUGCAAGCUGAUUCGUAUCCCCUUCUUUGCCCGCUUCAAAAUGUGGAAACCCUUCUACAUCUGGCACAAAAAAGUUUGCGCAAAGAAGAUUCAUCUUGCAAGGGAGUCACUCCGAAACCGUUUAUUUAUCGCCAAUCAGUCCUUAAGUCCUGCACUGAUGGACAUCAGGAAAAUGUGUUACCAAAUCAGUGACAGAGUCUUGGGUCACAUGGAGAAAAAUCGCACAUACACACUGCAGGAAUUCCAGGACAUCCAGCUCAAACAACUACAAGAGGUAGUAACUGACUUGGAGAAGUUUCAAGAGCUAGUAAAAGAAGUGACACUCUGUGCCUAUCGCAACUGCUUGUCAGGCGAAUCCAGAUCUGACCCAAAUGUGCAGAAGAAGAGGACAAUACUUGCAGCGAUCAAGGGGACCUUUCUGGCUAAACGCCUGGCCUGCUUCAUCCGUCUUGUUGACUAUUUGGUCAUGAACACCUUGCACAUGUUGGUGGUGAAUGCAGUGGCUGAACUACUGGCUGUGCUCCAGGAGCAAGUACGUCAUACGCCCAGCCAUGCCAUCAUUCAGAGCUGGAGCCAACACUCUGAGGCCGAGAUGGACAAGAAGGCUGACGGUUCAGAUACUAACCGUGUCCACCCUAUGUUUGUGACUGAGUUGAUGCUGGACACAAAUGCUUUGACUUUCCAACCGUCUGAGGAGAAUUUUCAGGAGACCAUUGCAGAGAUCAUUGGGCUGUUUGAGAAGACAGUGUUGUCAGUUAAUACACUGACUUCAGAUCCCGAUUUUGGUUCACUGACAGAGCCCAAAAUGGACAAGAAAUUGGAAAUUCAACAUAAGGAAGGCCCCUGUUUGGAAUCCAUUAUAGACAAUGAUGGCCACCUUCAAAGUCUCAGUAAAGAGAUCAAGGAAUCUCUCCAGUUUGCCUUUGAUGCAGCUGAAGUGUACUCACACACGUUUGAGCAUUUUCUGCUGUUCUAUAAAGAGAACGAGAGUCUGGAUCUGGAUUUGAUGCAGCAACAAGAUCAUGAUGUGUCCUUUUUUGCAAAAGCACUGGAGUUAUACCAAAGCGAGCAUAAAGAGGCCUUAGCCAUCCAACAGAAGACACAUCUGGGUUUGCUGCUUGUGGACAAAACACAGCUUAAAAAGAAUCUUGCAUCUUCUCCUCUCCGCUGUCAUGAGUCCGUCAGCGAGAUGCUCAUUAUGCUGGCGAAGAAGAAGCUUGAUGCUGUCACUGCUGAGGUUUGUGAAGCCCACUUCAAACUAGAGUCCAGUCCCUCCACGACAGCUGGGUUAGCCAACUUUCUCUCAUCCCUGGAUGAGGUACGGGAGCAGAUGACGGGGGUUGAGGAGCAACAGAAGACAGUUUCUCAGAUGUACAAUCUGAUUAACACAUAUUCAGGCCCCACACCACUUGAUGUGCUCUAUGUUUUUGGCACCUUGCAAACCUCCAUUGACUCGUUGGAAGACCUCAUUGAUGAGGCGGACUAUGGGAGAGCAUCCCUCAUGGACAAGUUCUGUAGCUCCCUGCACAAAGACAUAGAGGAGCUAAACUCUGAGGUCUGGAAAGUAUUAGUGAAGGGUAAAGAAGUCCUAGACGUCAAUGCAGAACCCUCCGAAGUGCGUCUGCUGCUGGGGGAGAUCCAGAUAUCUGUAGAUGAGCUUCUAGCCCAGGCCUCCACCUACACAUCCUACCAGAAGAAAUUUGAGAUGGAGGUGACCGAGUUUCAUGCCCUGGAGAGUUUGACUGCACAGUGUAGGCUGAGUCACCUGCUGUGGGACUCCGUAGAGGAAUGGGACUCUUUACAAGAUGGAUGGAGGCAGAGCAAACUCGAACAACUGGACUUAGAGCAGUUGAGCUCACAGAUCAUCAAAUAUGGCAACUACGUAAACCAGCUGGAGAAAGGCUUACCUCAUAACACUGUAGUACCAAGUCUUAAGGAAAAGGUUGAGCUCAUGAAGGAGAGGCUACCUGUGAUUACUGAUCUGCGUAACCCAUGUAUGAAGCCAGAACACUGGCAGACUCUGGAGUCUGUUGUGAGGACCUCCCUGAUUGUGGAGGAGCUGACUAUGGCUGUUUUGGAGGAGAUCAACAUCUUCUCCUAUGGAAUGGAGAUACAGAAGGUGUCACGACAGGCUUCAGCAGAGGCAUCAGAAGAAAACAUUAUUACAAAGGUGGAGGAUGUGUGGAAGACCACAGAGUUUGUUGUGCUGUCUUAUGGUGACACCAGAGACAGCUUCAUCUUAGGAGACACAGAUGACAUCCAGGUACUCCUGGAUGACAGCAUUAUCGAUGUGGGCAUGGUGGCAUCUUCUUGCUACGUAGCUCCCAUCAAGUUCAGGGUAGAGAAAUUGCUGAGCCAGCUGACCCUCUUCAAUCAAACACUGGAUGAGUGGCUCACCUGCCAAAGAAACUGGCUAUAUCUAGAGGGUAUCUUCUUGGCCCCAGACAUCAAGAGGCAGAUGCCUGCUGAGUCCAAGAUGUUUCUUAAAGUGGACAAGUCCUGGAAGGAGAUUAUGGCAAUGGUCAAUAAGAUGCCCAAUGCCCUUAAAGCAGCCACACAGCCUGAUCUGUUGGAGACUUUUCAGCAGAACAACACUGUUUUGGAUGAUAUACAGAAGAGCCUGGAAACCUACCUUGAGUCCAAGAGAGUCAUCUUUCCCAGGUUCUACUUCUUAUCCAAUGAUGAGCUACUAAAGAUCCUGGGCCAGACAAGAAACCCCCAGGCUGUGCAACCCCUCCUCAGGAAGUGUUUUGACGCAAUUGCACGGCUGGAAUUUGCUUUGAGGCCCGAACAGUCUUCAGGGCAGGAUGCUGGAGAACAGGAGGCGAUCUACAGCAAAGAUAUCCUGAGCAUGGUUUCCCCUGAGGGAGAGAAGGUAGCUUUCACCAGAGGUCUGAAGGCACAAGGCAAUGUGGAGGAUUGGCUUUGCAAGGUGGAGGAGGCGAUGUUCUACUCAGUACGACACCUCAGCAAGGCGGCCAUCGCAGACUACCAGGUGAAGUCAAGACAGGAGUGGGUGGUGGCUGGACAUCCAUCACAGGUGGUGCUGACCAUCUCUCAGAUGAUGUGGUGCAGGGAUGUGGAAGCCUGCCUGGAGGGAGACCAUGAUCAUUUUGUUGCCCUGCAGGAAUUUGAACAAACUAACUUUGAUAGGCUGAAUGCUCUGGCAGUAUUGGUACGAGGACAGCUGCCUACUUUACACCGUAAUAUCAUCACUUCUCUCAUCACUGUAGAUGUCCAUGCUAGAGACAUUGUCACAGAUCUAGUCAGCCAGAAGGUGGACUCCAGGUCUAACUUUGAGUGGCAGAAACAGCUCCGCUACUACUGGGACCCUGACCUGGAGAACUGUGUCGCCACAAUGGCUCUCUCUACUCACACCUAUGGCUGUGAAUACCUGGGAGCCUGUCCUAGACUGGUUAUCACACCACUCACGGACCGUUGCUAUCUAUGUCUGAUGGGGGCUCUCCAGUUAGACCUAGGAGGAGCUCCAGCUGGGCCAACAGGGACAGGCAAAACAGAGACCAUCAAGGAAUUGGCUAAGGGCCUUGCCAUACAGUGUGUGGUAUUCAACUGCUCUGAUGGACUUGACUACAAGAUAAUGCAGCGCUUCUUUAGCGGACUUGCUCAGUCAGGUGCUUGGUGUUGUUUCGACGAAUUUAACCGCAUCAACAUUGAGGUGUUGUCAGUCAUCGCUCAGCAGCUCAUCACCAUACGCAACGCCAAAGCUGCUAAGCUGUCAAGAUUUCGAUUUGAAGGCCAGGAGAUCAAGCUGAUGAUGACAUGCGCUGCGUUCAUCACCAUGAACCCCGUCUGUGCUGGAAGCACGGAGCUACCCGACAACCUAAAAGCUCUUUUUAGACCCAUAGCCAUGAUGGUGCCAAACUAUGCACUCAUUGCUGAGGUGAUUUUGUUCUCAGAGGGAUUUGAGUCCAGUGAGACCUUAGCAAGGAAAAUUACCCAGAUGUACAAGCUGUGCUCGGAGCAGCUGUCCCAGCAGGACCACUAUGACUUUGGCAUGAGAGCCAUCAAGUUUGUCCUGGUCAUGGCUGGGUCUCUGAAGAGAGCACACCCAUACCUCAGUGAGGAUGUGGUUCUUAUCAGAGCCUUGAGAGACUCCAACCUGCCAAAGUUCCUUGCUGAUGAUGCUGUGCUGUUUGGUGGUAUCCUAUCAGAUCUCUUCCCUGGUGUGUGUAUCCCCGAGCAUGACUAUGGUGUGCUACGCUCCACCAUCACGGAGUCUCUGGUUAAGAGAAACCUGCAGCCUCUGGCCAGCAUGACCAAUAAGGUGAUCCAGCUGUAUGAGACCAUGUUAGUGCGUCAUGGUGUCAUGUUGGUAGGGCCUACAGGUGGGGGUAAGACCACUGUUUACACCACCCUCGCAGACACACUGGAGACCCUCCAUCGCACAGACCACAAGGAAAACAACCCCUUCUUUCAAUCUGUCAAGACGUAUGUUAUCAACCCAAAGUCUGUCACAGUGGGAGAGCUCUACGGAGAGGCUAACACAUUGACACUGGAGUGGCGGGACGGACUGAUGGCGCUGAGUGUCCGUCAUGCAGUCAGCGACACCAGUGACGACCACAAGUGGGUGAUCUGUGACGGGCCAGUCGACGCCCUGUGGAUUGAGAACAUGAACACAGUUCUGGAUGACAAUAAGAUUCUCUGUCUGGCUAACAGCGAGAGGAUCAAACUUAAUCCAUCCAUACAUAUGAUGUUUGAGGUCCAGGACUUGGCUGUGGCAUCUCCAGCCACAGUCAGUCGCUGCGGGAUGGUAUAUAUUGACCCAGACGAGCUCAAGUGGAUGCCCUAUGUCCAGACAUGGAUCAACAGUCUAGGAGAGAAGCUCCCAGAUGCUGUGCGCACAUACCUGCUGGAGCUGUUUGAGCAGUAUGUGGAGAAGGGGCUUCAGUUUGUGUUGCAGCAUGGCACACAGGCGAUUCCUCAGGUGGACAUCAGUAAAGUCACCACACUUUGCUCCCUGCUAGAGGCACUGCUGCUGGGCGAAGGAGGGCCUGACCUCAAGACGGAUUCUGAGCAUCCCAACAGUGUAUUAUGUCCGACCUUCAUAUUCUGCUACCUGUGGGCAGUAGGUGGCAACUUGACUAGUUCACACUGGGAUGCUUUUGACGCCUUCAUUAGGGAGCAGUUUGAAGACAACAGGGAUGCAAAGCUCCCGAAGUAUGAAAACCUGUGGAAUAUGUACAUCAACUUUAAUGACAAGUGCCUGGAGCCAUGGGGGAAGAAAAUCCCUUUCUUCACGUACAACAGGGAGCAGCCCUUUUUUGAGAUGCUGGUCCACACCACAAACACUGUCUGUUACGGCUAUCUGAUGGAGAAACUGCUAUCAGUGCGACGUUCAGUACUCUUCACUGGCGACACUGGAGUGGGAAAGUCAGCUGCAGCUCGAGGCCUUCUCAGCAGUAUCCAGAAAAAGGGAGGAUACCUUCCAGUCUACAUCAAUUUCUCUGCUCAGACCUCUUCUGCACGCACACAGGAGAUCAUUGAGUCCAAACUGGAGAUGAAGAGAAAAAAUGUUUUGGGUGCUCCUGGAAACAAGAAGUUAGUGGUAUUUGUGGAUGAUCUGAAUAUGCCUAAACUGGACAGUUAUGGCUCUCAGCCUCCGAUAGAACUGCUGCGUCAGUUCCAGGACUUUUCUGGCUUCUAUGACAGGAACAAGUUCUUCUGGAAGGACAUCAAGGAAAUGACCAUUGCCGCUGCGUGUGCUCCACCAGGUGGGGGGCGCAAUCCGGUGACCCCCCGAUUCAUCCGCCACUUUAGUGUGCUAUGUCUUCCCACACCCUCGGUGCAGACCCUCCAGCAAAUCAUCAAUGCUUUCCUGAGAGGAUUCCUGAGAGAGUUUUCCCAGGAGGUGAAGGACUGUGCCCAUCAGAUCGAGUAUGCUGUUGUGGGGAUUUACAACCGCUUGAGUGUAGAUCUGCUGCCCACUCCAGCUAAAUUCCACUAUGUAUUCAAUCUCUGGGACUUCUUCAGGUGUGUCCAAGGUAUACUGCAGUGUGAGUCGAGUCAAGUGAGAGACAAAAACCAGAUCUUCCGUUUCUUCUGCCAUGAAUGUCAGCGGGUGUUCCACGACCGACUUGUCAACAACCAAGAUAAGACCUAUUUCAACACCAUCGUCUGCGAGAUGGCCAGCAAAUAUUUUAGCAUUGACUUGGACCCCUCGUUCUUUCUUACUCAGCCCAUCAUAUUUGGUGACUUCAUCAAGGUGGGUGCAGCGAAAGCUGACCGUCUGUAUGAGGAUCUGACAGACAUGGAUGAGGUUCAGGCUGUUCUCCAGCACUACCUCGAUGAUUACAACAUGACCUACUCCAAGGAGACAAAGCUGGUUUUCUUCCAGGAUGCCAUAGAGCAUGUCUCCAGGAUUGCCCGUAUAAUUCGUCAUGAGAGAGGCAAUGCCCUGCUAGUUGGGGUAGGAGGUACAGGCAAGCAGUCACUCACUCGGUUAGCAGCCCAUAUGAGCGGUAACUAUUGCUUUGAGAUUGAUCAGAGUCGAGGCUACAACUAUGACAGCUUCCAAGAGGACCUCAGAACGCUCUACAAAAUGGCUGGUGUGGAGGGAAAAGAUACGGUGUUCCUCUUAACAGAUACUCAGAUUGUGGUGGAGGAGUUUUUAGAGGACAUCAACAACAUGCUGAACUCUGGCAAGGUGCCCAACCUUUUUGAGAAAGAUGAACUGGAGCAAGUACUAGCUGCCACCCUGCCGAAAGCCAAAGGGGCAGGAAUCAGUGAGGAGAACAGGGACGAGGUGUUUCAGUAUUUCAUCUCUCGUGUACGGGAGAAGCUGCACAUUGUGCUCUGUAUGAGUCCCGUCGGUGAUGCCUUCAGGUCCCGCUGUCGUAUGUUUCCCUCCCUGGUCAACUGCUGCACCAUCGAUUGGUUUGUGCAGUGGCCUCGUGAGGCCCUGCUCUCUGUCUCACAGGCCUUCUUCCAGAAUGUUGACUUUGUGAACGAGGAGCAGAAACAGAACUUCUCAGCCAUGUGUGUGGAAAUACAUGUUAGUGUCACUGACAUGGCUGAGCGCUUCCACUCAGAGCUGAGGCGCCGAUACUACACUACUCCUACCUCGUACCUAGAGCUCAUCAACCUAUACCUGUCCAUGUUGGAGGAUAAGAGAGAGGACCAAGUGCUUGCCAAGGAUCGUGUGAAGAACGUUCUGACCAAGCUGCUGAAGACCAAUGAGCUUGUGGACAAAAUGAAAGUGGACCUGUCUGUUCUGAAACCAGUCCUGCAACAAAAAUCCAUUGAUGUUGAUGCCCUCGAGGAAAAACUGGCCACUGACCAGGAGAGCGCUGACAAGGUGCGUGAAGUAGUGCAAGAGGAGGAAGCGCUGGCCAAGGCCAAAGCCGAAGACACCCAGGCCUUGAGGGAGCUGGAUGAGGCUCUGUCAGCCAUCGAGGAUGCCAAUCAGGCCCUUAAGUCUCUCGACAGGGCUGACUUCACUGAGAUCAAGGCACUCACCAAACCCCCAGACCUGGUCAUGACUGUCUUGGAGGCUGUCUGCAUCCUGCUCAACUCCAACUCGGACAGGCUUGGGGCCAAGCAAUUACUUGAAGAUGCCAAUUUCCUCAGGCGCCUGACAGACUAUGACAAGGACAAUAUUAAGCCUCAGAUCCUGUUGAAACUUCAGAAAUACAUCAACAACCCUGAUUUCAUACCUGAGAAGGUGGAGAAGGUAUCAAAAGCCUGCAGAUCUAUGUGCAUGUGGGUCAGAGCCAUGGACCUUUACUCUAGAGCCCUCAAAAAUGUGGGCCCCAAGAGAGAAGAACUGGCCAAGGCACAAGAAGAGCUGGACCUGACCAUGGCCACCCUGAGGGUGAAGCAAGAGAAGCUUCAGGAUAUGGACAACCAGAUCAAGGUCCUACAGGAGCAGUUUGACAGCAGCUUAAAUGAGAAGGAGGAGUUGGUUAACACCAUGGCUCUGAUGCAGGCUCGGUUGACCAGGGCAGGGAAGAUAACUUCUGCUCUACGUGAUGAGCAAAUUCGCUGGGAAAAAAAUGUUGCCUUGUUUGACCAAGAUAUCAUCAACGUUGCGGGGAAUGUAUUCAUUGCAGCUGCUUGUGUGGCCUACUAUGGAGCAUUUACUUCCCACUACAGGCAGCUGCUAACUGACCAGUGGAUAAUUCAGUGUCAGGAACUGAACAUCCCCAUCAGCUCCAGCUUCAGCCUGAUCAGCAUUCUGGGUGACCCAUUUGUCAUCCACCAGUGGAAGAUAGAGGGUCUGCCUGAUGAUGUCUUCUCUACAGAGAACAGGAUCCUGGUGACCGAGGGCCGCCGCUGGCCUCUUAUGAUCGACCCACAGGACCAGGCCAACCGAUGGAUCCGCUCAAAGGAGGCCAAGCAUGGCCUAAAGGUGAUCAAGCUGACAGACCCGAACUAUCUCCGGACCUUGGAAAAUGCCAUACGUACAGGCAUGCCAGUUCUGCUAGAGGAGUUAAAAGAGACCCUCGAUCCAGCUCUGGAGCCCAUCCUGCUGAAGCAGACAUUUGUGGCUGGUGGACGGACAUUAAUCCGCUUUGGAGACUCAGAUAUUGACUAUGACAAAAACUUCAGGUUCUAUAUGACCACCAAGAUGGCCAAUCCACACUACCAACCAGAGGUGUGUAUCAAAGUUACAAUCAUCAACUUCACCAUGACCAAGACUUGCCUGGAGGACCAGUUGCUUAAUGAUGUGGUGCGCCUGGAGAGUCCACAUCUUGAGGUGCAGAGAAACGAGCUGAUUGUGCGCAUCAAUGCUGAUCGCGAACAGCUAAAAUUUAUUGAAGAUCGUAUCCUGAAGCUAAUUUUCACCUUUGAGGGGAAUAUACUUGAUAACAAGGAGCUCGUUCAGGCUCUUCAGGAGUCAAAGGUCAAAUCAGAGGCCAUAAAGCAUCGUCUGGAGGAGGCAGAGGCCACCGAGAUGAUGGUUAACUCUGCAAGGGAACGCUACCGACCCAUAGCCAGCCAAGGCUCAGCCUUGUACUUUGUCAUUGCCAGUCUCUCUGAAUUGAAUCCAAUGUACCAGUUCUCCCUCAAGUAUUUGGAACAGCUCUUUAACUUCACCAUUGAGACGUCAGAGAAGAGCAGUGUGUUAGAGGAGCGCAUCCAGAUCUUGCUGGACCAAAUCCUGGUCAACUCCUACGUCAGUGUGUCCCGUGGUCUCUUCAAACAGCACAAGCUUAGCUACAGCUUCAUGUUGUAUGUGGAGGUCAUGAGGCAGCGGGGCGAAAUCUCCGAUGCUGAGUGGCAGUAUUUCCUGAGAGGAGGUUCCUUGUUGGAAAAGGACUAUGCAGAACGGCCAGAUGUUCCAUGGCUUGGUGAUUUUUACUGGCGGACAUGCUGUGAGUUGGAGGACACACUGCUCUGCUUCAAGGACAUCUCCAAGGAAAUCACCAGAAUGCAUAUCCACAUCAGACUAGGAUGUUUUCAAGCAUCUGUUAAUCCUGAGGACUGGAAAGGCUAUGUGCCAGAGUUGCCUCCUCUUGGGGAAUCCAAAGAGGCAAAGCAGCAGAUCAGAGGCUACUGGAAUGAGAGGUUGGGCUCCUUCCAGAAGCUUAUCCUAAUCAAGAGUUUUAUGAAAGAGAAGGUGGUGGUGGCAGCAACAGAGUUUGUGACUGUCAACCUGGGGAAGCGUUUUGUGGAAAACCCUCCGGUUGACCUACCGAACCUCUAUAAAGACAUGUCCCCGUCCACACCGCUGAUCUUCAUUCUCAGCACAGGAUCUGACCCUAUGGGGGCCUUUCAGCGCUUUGCAAAGGAGAAAGGUUGUCUUGACAGAGUUGAGUCCAUCUCAAUGGGUCAAGGCCAGGAGCCGAUAGCAGAGAAGAUGGUCCAUGAAGCCCUGAAGAGUGGCAAAUGGGUCUUCCUGCAGAACUGUCAUCUGGUUGUCUCCUGGAUGUCAGCCAUAGAGGAGCUCAUCACGACCUUCACUGAUCCAGACACAUCAAUCCACCAGGAUUUCCGCUUGUUUCUCAGUUCCAUGCCUACUGAAGUAUUUCCUGUUGCAGUGCUCCAGAAUUCUGUCAAGGUGGUUAAUGAGCCUCCUGAAGGCCUGCGAGCCAACAUGCGACAAGCUUUCACAGAAAUCUCCAUCAGUUUCUUUGAAGACCACGUUCUGAAGCGCAAUUGGAGGAAGAUGGUCUUUGGAAUCUGUUUCUUCCAUGCAGUUAUACAGGAGCGGAAGAAGUUUGGUCCCCUUGGCUGGAACAUCUGCUAUGAGUUUAACGACAGCGACAGGGAGUGUGCUCUGCUCAACCUCUACAAUUACUGCAAAGAUGGUGCCAUCCCUUGGGACGCCCUCAUCUACACCACCGGUGAGAUCACGUAUGGAGGCAGAGUGACGGAUGCCUGGGACCAACGCUGUCUCAGGACAAUCCUCAAAGGUGUCUUCUCUCCACAAACCCUGGAGCCUGGCUACACCUUCUCCUCCUCAGGUAUCUACUGUGCGCCAGAGACAGAUGAGCUCGAGCAAUAUAAUAAAUAUAUUGAGAGUCUUCCAAUCACAGAUGGUCCAGAGAUCUUCGGCAUGCAUGAAAAUGCCAGCCUGGCCUUCCAGCGCCAAGAAACCAUGACUCUAAUCAGCACCAUACUGGAUGUUAAUCCUCGCUCAUCAUCCCGUCAUGGAGCUAAAAGCAAUGAUGACAUAGUCUGCGAGCUUGCUGAUUCCAUCUUAGCCAAGCUACCUGAACGUCUGGACAUGGACGCGACAGUGGAAACUCUGUUUGUCCAGGAUGAAAACAGUCACCUUAACUCCCUAAAAACUGUGUUGGGCCAAGAGACAGACCGAUUCAACAACCUGCUUAAAGUGCUCAGGAUCUCCCUCAUCACUCUGCAGAAGUCCGUUGCAGGUCUGGUGUCAAUGUCAGAGGAGAUGGACCGUAUAUACACAAGCUUGCUGAACAACCAGGUUCCCACCCACUGGUCGAACUCUGCCUACCCUUCCCUCAAACCUCUGGCAUCCUGGGUCAGAGACCUGGCCCUCAGGACCUCCUUUUUCCAGAAUUGGAUCACACGUGGUCGGCCCAAAUCUUUCUGGAUCUCAGGAUUCUUCUUCCCUCAGGGCUUUCUCACUGGGGUGCUUCAGAAUCAUGCCAGGCGCUACAAUUUGCCCAUCGAUGAGCUUGACUUCCGCUUCAACGUGGUGCCGACAUACAGAGACCAAGUAGCAGUCUGUGAUGCCCUACGCACUCAGCCCAACAGCGCUAAACUGGACAUGGACAAGGAGUUGCCAGAGCCGGAGGAUGGCGUGCUCGUGCAUGGUAUGUUCCUGGAUGCUUGUCGCUGGGAUGACAACAGGAUGGUGAUUGAGGAUGCUUUACCUGGAGUGAUGAACGCCGUGCUGCCAGUGAUGCACUUUGAGCCACAGCAGAACUACGUGCCUGAGCCUGACCUCUACCAUGCUCCUCUGUACAAGACAUCAGCCAGAGCCGGGACUCUGUCCACCACCGGUCACUCAUCUAACUUUGUUGUGACGGUAAUGCUCCCCUCCAAGCAACCCAGUGACUAUUGGAUAACAAAAGGCUCUGCUCUUCUGUGCCAGUUGGAUGAUUAAGUCUUUAUUAAAGAAUGAAAAUUAACUUUAAAUGUUAUUAAAAUGCACAGUUCUAUGCAUUACCUUAAGUUGAUGUUAAUGUUAAUGUUAAAGUAGAAGCCUUUGUGGAAUUAUUUCUAAAGAUUUUCACAUACAUGAUUUAUGCUGAAAGUGCACCUCCAUCACAUAUAGUGUAAUAAACACUUCAAAACCA
Molecule: messenger RNA, 12623 nt
Organism: Acanthopagrus latus (yellowfin seabream)
Lineage: Eukaryota; Metazoa; Chordata; Actinopteri; Spariformes; Sparidae
Gene: dnah6
Product: dynein, axonemal, heavy chain 6
Exons: 85
Coding region: 158-12430 (4090 amino acids)
Biological process (GO): microtubule-based movement
Cellular component (GO): dynein complex
Molecular function (GO): ATP binding; ATP hydrolysis activity; dynein light intermediate chain binding
Source: RefSeq, a predicted model, not a curated record